This is a messenger RNA of Cynara cardunculus var. scolymus (artichoke), 879 nucleotides long. RefSeq names its product actin-depolymerizing factor-like. The transcript has 3 exons. Gene Ontology annotation, molecular function: actin filament binding. The coding region runs from base 208 to 648 and encodes 146 amino acids. Lineage: Eukaryota; Viridiplantae; Streptophyta; Magnoliopsida; Asterales; Asteraceae. Gene Ontology annotation, biological process: actin filament depolymerization. The record is from RefSeq and is a predicted model, not a curated record. Gene Ontology annotation, cellular component: cytoplasm; actin cytoskeleton.
CGCCGCGUGGGGAGCGUUUAGGAACCCACGACACACAAGGGAAAAAGGAGGCAAAGUAGCUUCGAGUCUGCACACCGCCAUUAACAAUCAAAUUCGAAAUCGGUAUCCCACCGUCAAUCGAUUUCCCUCUAAAUCUACUUUUGCGGUGGUCUUUGAUUUCUUGAUUCUGAACUUUGACGACUUGUUUUCGCAUCGAAGGUUUCAGUCAUGUCGUUCAGAUUCAGAGGAUCGCCAAAUGCUUCUUCAGGUAUGGGUGUUGCUGAGCACUGCAAAGGCACAUUCCUUGAACUGCAAAGAAAGAAGGCUCACCGUUAUGUAAUCUUUAAAAUCGAUGAGAAGAAAAAUGAAGUCGUUGUUGAGAGGACCGGCAGUCCUGCCGAGAGUUACCAAGAUUUGACAUCAGCUUUGCCCGACAAUGAUUGCAGAUAUGCCGUCUAUGAUUUCGACUUUGUGACUUCCGAGAACUGUCAAAAGAGCAAGAUAUUCUUCAUCGCUUGGUCACCUGCAUCCUCUCGGAUCCGAGCCAAGAUGUUGUAUGCAACAUCCAAAAGCAGGAUCAUACACGAGUUAGAUGGCGUUCACUACGAGAUUCAAGCUACGGAUUUCACCGAGAUGGACCUCGAAGUGCUCAGGGAACGGGUUUACUAAUCGCGUUUUAUGUGUUAAAACGAUUGAUUGCUUUAAGGAUCUUUUCGUGUAUUUUGUGACGUAUCAUCGUAUACAAAUCCGUGGUUGCUUCUUUUUCUCUAUUGUCUCCUUUAGGUUGCUUUUGGUACACACAGGACUAGAUAGGAUUGCACAGACAACAAUGAGGUAGGCAGUUGAGUACUGUGGAAAGUUUUAGUGUUUUAAUUUGAUAUGGGUAGUUUAGUAAUUUAC